CCAUCUUGGGGACCUAAAUUCCAAACCCAUCUUUCAUUCUUCUUCAUUGUUUUUGGUAUCGAAAUCCAGAGAGAAAGAGAGAGAGAUGGGUAGUUUGGGAAACAGUGCAAACUCCAAAGCGGUACAUGAAGCUGGAGAAGAUGAUUAUGAUCACCACAAGCACCUUUCUCCUACUCAUCAACAGCUCGAUGCUGGUGCUCUCUUUGUUCUUAAAUCCAAAGGAUCAUGGCUGCACUGUGGUUACCACUUGACCACAUCAAUUGUUGCACCACCGCUUCUCAGCCUCCCAUUUGCAUUCACCUUCCUCGGAUGGGCUGCCGGAAUUAUAAGUUUGGUGGUCGGAGCUUUGGUCACUUUCUACUCUUACAACUUGCUGUCUCUUGUCCUUGAACACCAUGCUCAAUUGGGUCGCCGACAUCUUCGCUUCAGAGACAUGGCCAAUGACAUCUUGGGGCCAAAAUGGGGUCGGUACUAUGUUGGGCCAAUUCAAUUCAUGGUCUGCUAUGGUGCUGUAAUUGCUUGCACUCUUCUGGGAGGACAAUGUAUGAAGGCAAUUUACUUGCUAUCACAACCAAAUGGGAGUAUGAAGCUUUACGAAUUCGUUAUUAUAUUUGGGUUCUUGAUGCUGGUUUUAGCUCAAAUCCCAUCUUUUCACUCACUAAGGCAUAUUAAUUUGAUAUCCUUGUUUCUAUGCCUUGCCUAUAGUGCCUGUGCCGCUGCUGCUUCCAUAUAUAUAGGGAAUUCUUCAAAGGGACCAACAAAGGAUUAUGGCCUGAAAGGUGACGCCGAAAGCCAAAUUUUCGGAAUAUUCAAUGCUAUCGCCAUUAUUGCCACAACUUAUGGCAAUGGUAUCAUUCCAGAAAUUCAGGCAACAAUUGCACCACCGGUGAAGGGGAAGAUGUUCAAAGGGUUAUGUGUUUGUUACACGGUACUUAUCAUUACUUUCUUCACUGUUGCCAUCACUGGUUAUUGGGCAUUUGGCAACCAUUCUGAAGGCCUUUUACUCAGUAAUUUCUUGGAUGAUGGGAAUCCUUUGGUGCCAAAAUGGUUCAUCUUGAUGACCAACCUCUUUACUAUUCUCCAACUAUCAGCAGUUGGCGUGGUCUACUUGCAGCCAACAAAUGAAGUGCUGGAAAGAACAUUUGCAGAUCCAAAGAGCAAAGAGUUGUCUGCCCGUAAUGUUAUCCCGAGGGUAGUCUCGAGAUCACUAUCUGUUGUUAUAGCCACGACAGUUGCAGCUAUGCUUCCUUUUUUUGGAGACAUCAAUGCCGUCAUUGGAGCUUUCGGUUUCAUGCCCCUUGACUUCAUCUUACCUGUCAUUUUCUUCAACUUGACAUUUAAGCCGUCGAAGCGGAGUCUUGUUUUUUGGUUGAAUGUUUCCAUUGCAGUGGUUUUCUCUGCACUGGCAAUUAUAGCAGCCAUUGCAGCAGUCAGACAAAUAGUUCUUGAUGCCAAAACUUAUCGAUUAUUUGCUAAUGUAUGAUAUAAUCCAACCAAGUUUAUCAAUGGCUGGCCUUAUAUUUAGUCGAUCCCUCGUUAAAAGUAAAGGAGGGAGAGCCUGUUGUGCCAUCACAUGUUGAUUGAAUUCAGUGAAAUUGCAGAAAGAAUCAAAUAUUUGAUUUAAA
Molecule: messenger RNA, 1625 nt
Organism: Gossypium raimondii (Peruvian cotton)
Lineage: Eukaryota; Viridiplantae; Streptophyta; Magnoliopsida; Malvales; Malvaceae
Product: GABA transporter 1
Exons: 6
Coding region: 86-1483 (465 amino acids)
Cellular component (GO): plasma membrane
Source: RefSeq, a predicted model, not a curated record